This is a messenger RNA of Exserohilum turcica Et28A, 1531 nucleotides long. RefSeq lists its product as uncharacterized. Gene Ontology annotation, molecular function: protein binding. The record is from RefSeq and is a predicted model, not a curated record. NCBI's taxonomy places the organism in Eukaryota, Fungi, Ascomycota, Dothideomycetes, Pleosporales, Pleosporaceae. Gene Ontology annotation, cellular component: nucleus. The coding region runs from base 1 to 1527 and encodes 508 amino acids. The transcript is spliced from 3 exons.
AUGUCGGACGAGCAAAAGUCUUCGGUAGCUACUCCAGCGCCGUACUAUAUUGCCAAGUCAAAUGUGUGCGUCAACAGCAAAGGAGAGAGUGUCGGAAAUGGCUUAUUUGCGAAUCAAAGAUUUGGUGCUGGUGAAGAGAUUGCGAGGUUUAGGCGUCCGCUUGUGGGCUCGUUAGAGACGGAACGCCUGCUUGAUACUUGCGCGAAUUGCUAUCUUUGGACCGAAGGCUCGUCGGCGGGAACACGAUUGUAUGCUUGCCAGAAAGAAGCUUGGAACCGUGGUCACAAACAUGAGUGCAAGAUCUUGAAGCCAAUGGCAGGAAGAGGACUUCCAAAAGCGUUUUUGGCUUCUAUGGAGCUUCUUACACGACGGAAGCAUGGCUUGAUUUCCGACCAAGAUUGGGAACUGCUUUGCCAGCUACCAUCUCACAUUGAUGACUUUAAGCGAAAUGGAACCUACCCGAACAUUGAAUUAAUGGCAAUGGGGGCGGGACAGUUCUCUUUGUCACAGGAUAUGUUCGACAAGGACUUUGUCGCCGCCAUGUAUGGCCGGGUAAUGUCAAACGCCCUGACACUCAUCACACCCACAUUGGAUCCCCUCGGCAUCAUCGUGGACUCAACGCUCUGCCACAUGAACCACUCCUGCGACCCAAAUGCAUACAUCAUGAUGGACGGACCUCUAGUCAGCAUUCGCACGCUGCGUCCCAUUAGAAAAGACAAGGAGAUUUUUAUAUCCUACAUCGACACGACGCAUCCAUACCAAAAACGACAAGACGAACUCCAAGCACGCUGGUUCUUCACAUGCCGCUGUGCAAAGUGUCAAGACAAAGCCGUACACCAGGAAGACAACUGGCUCGUCCCUGCGGACCCCAAUUACGCGCCCAGCAAAGACGAAAAGCAGACGUUGGCCAGCACCCAAGAGGAGCUGUUCGCUUUAUACGAGCAGCUCCAAGGUAUUGGCAACGUAGAAGCCGCCAUUCCUGUUCUUCAAAAAUCGCUCAAGACGUGCCAUGAGUCCACGCACUGGCCGCUAUACCGCCAGCCCUACGCCUCGCUCCGCGACGAGCUGAUCGUGAAUCUACUUUCGGUAGGCAAAUUUCAGGAAGCAUGGGCACAAUGCGCAAAGCGAUACAAGUACAUCCUUCCCAAGCUAUACCCCGUGCCGUUCCACCCCGUGCGAGUGGUGCAAACGUGGCAGAUGGCCAUGUUGGCCGCGUAUCUCGCAAGCACGGAAGAGGGUGUCGGCGCCCCGGGCGUAAACAUGGGUCUUAUUGCCAUGAUGCUGGUAAAGCAAGUGCUGGAUGUCGCGCCUCAGAGUCACGGACAAGACAACGCGUUUACGAAGAGCGUGGUGGAGAAAGCGAGGGAGAUGAUUGAGGAGCUGAAGCGGAGCGUGGGCAAUCCAGGUAACGCGAUUAUGAAUCGCGAGUUGGAGGUGCAGAGGGAUAGAUUGAUGGAUAUGGGCGACUGGGCUGAGGAUGGAAAGGCUGUCAAUGUGGAUUUGGUUGAGAAGGCGUUCAGUGUCUGAGGCA